AUGGUUGCGCCCGAGAUUCGCAGGGGUGGCAUCUCGCGAAUGGCGUCCGCACAUGCCAAGGCUCAGAGAAGAUAUGCUGCUCUACUCAAGUCCUGUCGGUAUGCUGCACCCACCGCAUCGAUGCCACGCAACUGGGACGCAGAGGACGAUACUGCUUGUUCCUGUGCACGGACUCUGACCAAGCGUGCUCCUACGCCGAAGCAGCUGCCGGUCUUCACGAGGGAGGCCUUGAGAAGUCUCGAAGCCGUCAUGAUCGCGGUGAUGAGAUCGAACUAUGGAGAUGAAGCCAUAGUCGCUCGUGAUGAAGUUGUCUCAAAAGUAGUGAGCACACUUGGGAAUGCGGCGUUACGAGAAGAUACCGCGACGACGAAGACUAGAUGGGUGGAGAUUUUGCAGGCUUUGGGGUCAAAGACCAGCCUGAGGAUGAUCGACCAGAUCGACAAAGUGUUCAAUCCUGCCUUCAAGCACCUCUCAGCCAACCAGAUCCCCUUCCGAUUUCUUGAUCUACCGCCUGAGCUGCGGACCUGGAUCUACAAGGACUUGUUGACGCCAGGAAAAAUUGCGAUGACCAGCUGCGAGCACGAUUCUGCUUUACGCACGGAGAGCAAGGCGAAGCUGAGCUUGCUGUCCAUCUGCAAACAGAUGCACAGCGAGGCAAAAGGUCUGAUCUUUAAGAAUCGCAUCAUCAUUGACGGCGUCACUUGCUCGGCGCCUUUAUUUAUGUUUCCUCGACAGCAACUUGCUCUGCACAUCCUGCCUCAAACGAGGUCGCUGGAGAUCGCUCUAGCUGUCGAAACCGUCGUCAGCGAUUGGUCGCAACUACAAAGGAUGACGGGUCUCAAGCGGCUGUCGGUUGCAUUUGUGGAGACGUCGUACAUCAAGCCAGCCCAUCGCGCGCGUGUGAUUCGAGAUAUCAUGGCAGCUGCCCCGACUGACUGCGAGCUGACUUUCGGGGAUAGUUCGAUGGCUCAUGCACGUUGCCGAGAACGAGCAAUGAAGCUUACUUCGGACAAGACUACUUGGGUUGUGCCUGACCAAGAUUCGGUGGACAGCGCUGUACGGAAGGCUCGUAAGAUUGCGAGCAGCCCCUUCUCAUUCGUCGUUCGAGAGGCGAAGUAUGAUCUAGGUGAUCCGUACAGCGAUAGCUGA
Molecule: messenger RNA, 1149 nt
Organism: Recurvomyces mirabilis
Lineage: Eukaryota; Fungi; Ascomycota; Dothideomycetes; Mycosphaerellales; Teratosphaeriaceae
Exons: 1
Coding region: 1-1149 (382 amino acids)
Source: RefSeq, a predicted model, not a curated record